GCAGCAUGGUGCGAUCCACCGGUGAGUUUUUGAGAACAGUUCUCUAUUUAUCAAUAACACUUAAACAUUAACUUGUUUGGAAUAAGUUUUCCCGGAUGAGGAGUUACGAGCCAUGGAGGAACUAAUGAAAUGGAUCUGGUUUGGGAUACUUCUUCGCGUUCCGUUGUAUGGAUGCUUCGAUCUACACAUUUCGGAGUCUUUUCAGCCUGGAGAAGCGCUGGUAAACGCCUCUCUCGGACCGGGCUGGAUUUACAGAAUAGACAGGAGUUUAACACCGAAAUCCCUCGGCCACAGUGUGAAGGUCGGGAGAGGGGAUGGAGUUGUAACUCUCGCCCGCAAAGUUCACUGUGUCCUCCUGGAGAGACGCGCAGCGCUCCCGCUGUUCUUGAGGAUUACAUCAUUGACGUCCGAGAAUUUCGUGCUGAUCCACUUCAACACGUUUGUUCACGGCCAGAACUGCUUUAUUAAAUACAGAAGGAAAAUUAAACCCGACGCAUAUAUUUAUAUUCAUUCGGAAAACGGGGAGUGCUGGAACCCGGGCACAUUGCCGAUAGUUCUUCAUGAACAUCUACCAAGGUUUACGCGGGACUCUAAAACUGUUGGUGCUUUUACUGAGAAAGAGAGGAAGAAGAAUACGGACACUGCGAAUAUAAACCUGAGCACUGAACCCUGUUUGCGUCAUGAUACCACUUUUCUGUGCACCCUGCAGACUAGGAAAUGUGUAUUAGUUUUAGGAGUAACAUUGCAGUUUGGCGAACAGCGACAUCACACUGGGGUAAAUAGUGUAACUGACUACACAAGACCCCUAGGUGGAGGUGAGUCUAAAGGGGCUUUGGAUGAUAGCAGAAAGGUCCACAGGGAAUACAUUCGAGCUAGAACUUUAUUGAACAUGCCUGUUGGGACCACCUAUCCUCUGCAUUUGUUCCAGGAUGGUAAGCAUUGGUUGCAGGACCCAUGGGUUAGUCGUAAAAAGCGAAACACCAACUCGGCUCCACAGUUUCAGCUGCCAAAUUACCAGGUUUCCAUUCCUGAGAACGAGCCGCCUGGAACACGAGUAAUUACGCUCAAAGCAUUUGACUCUGACGACGGAGAUGCAGGAGUACUCGAAUAUGACAUGGACUCUCUGUUUGACAGCAGAUCUAACGAUUACUUUCAGAUUAACCCCGAGACGGGUGGCAUUACAACUCUGCAGUCUUUAGACAGGGAAGUUAAAGACACCCAUGUUUUCAAAGUCAUUGCCACUGACAAGGGGACACCAAAGAGGUCAGCAACUGCUUAUCUUACCAUUACAGUCAGUGACACAAAUGACCACAAGCCAGUGUUCGAGCAAACCGAGUAUAGGGUCAGCAUUCGAGAAAAUGCCGAGGUGGGUUUUGAAGUUAUGACGAUUCGAGCCACGGAUGGAGAUGCACCCUCUAAUGCCAAUAUGAUAUACAGGAUUGUGAACGAGGCUAAGGUGAAUGAGGUCUUUGAAAUUGAUCCCAGGAAUGGUUUGGUAAAAACCAAGAUUCGUCCAGACAGAGAGGUUCGCUCACACUAUCAGGUUAUAGUGGAGGCAAAUGAUCAAGGUCGAGAUCCUGGGCCAUGCAGUGCUACAGCCACUGUACAUAUCAUGGUGGAGGAUGAGAACGAUAACUUUCCUCAGUUCAGCGAGAAAAGAUACGUUGUCCAAGUUCUUGAAAAUGUGUUUGUCAACACUGAAGUAGCACAGGUCAAGGCCACAGACAGAGAUGCUGGAAAUAACGCCAAAGUGCAUUACAGCAUAAUCAGCGGCAAUGUAAAAGGACAGUUCUACAUUCAUUCGCCCACAGGUGUCAUUGAUGUCAUUAACCCUCUUGAUUAUGAGAUGAUCAGGGAGUAUAAUUUGCGAAUAAAAGCUCAAGAUGGUGGACGGCCACCUCUUAUUAACAACACAGGUAUAGUUGUUGUGCAGGUCGUGGAUGUGAAUGAUAAUGCUCCGAUGUUUGUCAGCACACCUUUUCAGGCUUCGGUGUUGGAGAAUGUUAACAUUGGUUACUCUGUUAUGCACAUUCAAGCUAUUGAUGCAGAUUCAGGGAAUAAUGCUCAUUUGGAGUACCAACUCACCGCCACAUCACCCAGCUUUCCCUUUAUCAUCAACAACAGUACAGGGUGGAUUACUGUCAAUAUGGAGCUGGACAGAGAGACUACUGAGUUUUAUACUUUUGGUGUGGAGGCAAGAGAUCAUGGAGUUCCUGUAAUGUCAUCCUCGGCCAGUGUCAGUGUAACAGUGCUGGAUGUGAAUGACAAUGUUCCCACCUUUACACAGAAACUGUAUAAUCUAAAGAUUCAUGAGGAUUCUCCUGUGGGGGCCACUGUACUCACAGUCACUGCCAUAGAUAGAGAUGUGAACAGUGUAGUGACCUACCAGAUUUCCAGUGGGAACACACGGAAUAGGUUUGCUAUCACCAGUCAGAGUGGUGGUGGUCUUAUUACCUUAGCCUUCCCCUUAGACUACAAGCAGGAACGCCAAUAUAUUCUCAUUGUAACGGCUUCAGACGGUGUACGCUUUGACACUGCACAGAUUUUUAUUAAUGUUACCGAUGCCAACACUCAUCGGCCUGUGUUUCAGAGUGCCAACUACCAAGUUCUACUGAGUGAGGAUAGGCCUGUGGGUACCACUGUUGUGGUCAUCAGUGCUACAGACGAAGACACUGGUGAGAAUGCACGCAUUACUUAUGUGAUGGAGGACAACGUGCCUCAGUUUAAAAUUAACCGGGAUACUGGUGCCAUUACAACUCAGAUCGAGAUUGACUAUGAAGAUCAAGCCUCAUACACACUGGCCAUCAUUGCUCGAGACAAUGGAAUUCCCCAGAAGUCUGACACCACCUAUCUAGAGAUUAUAGUGCUCGAUGCUAAUGAUAAUGCACCCCAGUUUUUGAGGGCUAUCUACCAGGGCAAUGUGUUUGAGGAUGCAAAUGUGUACACAAGUGUACUUCAAGUCUCUGCCUCUGACAGAGAUUCAGGUACAAACGGCAGGGUGAUAUAUACAUUUCAGGGAGGGGAUGAUGGGGAUGGGGAUUUCUUUAUUGAGCAAUACUCAGGGAUAAUCAGAACAGCCAAGAAGCUGGAUAGGGAAAACGUAGCCACCUAUAACCUCAAAGCUUUUGCAGUAGACAAAGGGGUCCCUCCGCUUAAAGCAGCAGUCGAUAUCCAGGUCUCAGUGCUAGACAUUAAUGACAAUGCCCCUGUGUUUGAAAAGGAUGAGUUGUAUAUCUAUGUCGAGGAGAACAGCUCUGUUGGUUCCACAUUGGCACGUGUCAGUGCCACUGAUCCUGAUGAGGGAACAAAUGCUCAAAUCCUAUAUCAGAUUAUCGAGGGUAAUGCUCCUGAAAUCUUCCAGCUGGACAUCUUCAAUGGGGAUCUAAUAGCCCUCACUGAUUUGGACUACGAAACCAAGAUGGAGUACCUGAUUGUAGUUCAGGCCACAUCUGCCCCACUGGUCAGCAGGGCUGUUGUACACAUAAGCUUAGUGGAUGUUAAUGACAACUAUCCCAUUCUGCAGAAUUUUGAGAUCAUAUUUAACAACUACAUAAAUAAUAAAUCCAACAGCUUCCCUGCCGGUGUCAUUGGGAAGGUUCCUGCACAUGACCCAGAUGUGUCUGAUAAACUCCUCUUCACUUUUGUAGAGGGUAAUGAGCUCAAUUUGCUCAUUUUAAACCAGAACACAGGUGAACUGAAGCUAAGCAAAGACCUGGACAACAACAGACCCCUGGAAGCCACUAUGAAAGUGACUGUCUCAGAUGGUCUCCAUCAUGUCUCAGCUCUUUGCACACUCCGUGUUGCCAUCAUCACAGACAACAUGUUGACAAAUAGUAUCACAGUGCGACUGGAGAACAUGUCCCAGGAGCGCUUUCUCUCUCCCCUGCUUAGUCUAUUCACUGAGAGCAUAGCCACUGUGCUGUCCACCAGCCGCGAUGGCGUAUUUGUUUUCAAUGUACAGAACGACACGGACGUGGAUACGAGCGUUCUCAAUGUUACUUUCUCAGCCCUGCUGCCUGGUGGCACUCCUGGCCGCUUCUACCCCACAGAGGAGCUCCAGGAGCAGCUGUACCUAAACCGCACAUUGCUAACACUUAUUUCUUCACAACAAGUCCUCCCCUUUGAUGACAACAUCUGCCUGCGUGAGCCCUGUCAGAAUUACAUGAAGUGUGUGUCAGUGCUAAAGUUUGACAGUUCAGCUCCCUUUGUGGCCUCUAGCACAGUCCUCUUCAGGCCUAUCCACCCCGUUAAUGGCCUGCGCUGUCGCUGUCCAGAUGGAUUUACUGGCGAUUAUUGUGAGACAGAGAUCGACCUAUGCUAUUCAGCACCCUGCAAAAACAACGGGAGGUGCCGUAGCCGUGAAGGCGGAUACACCUGCGAGUGCCCUGAGGAUUUUACAGGUGAGAACUGUGAAGUGAGCGCUCGAUCGGGCCGCUGCAUGUCGGAUGUGUGUAAGAACGGAGGCCACUGUGUGGACUUGCUGGUCGGGGGGUUUAUGUGCCAGUGUCCUGAAGGAGAGUUUGAAAAGCCCUACUGUCAGAUGAGCACACGCAGCUUUCCUGGGAAUGCAUUCGUCACCUUUAGGGGCCUUAAGCAGAGGUUUCACUUCACAUUGUCCUUCAUGAUUGCCACUAGAGAGAGAAAUGCACUGUUACUCUAUAAUGGAAGGUUUAACGAAAGGCAUGACUUUAUCGCUGUGGAGAUUGUGGAUGAGCAAAUUCAACUCACAUUCUCUGCUGGACAGAGUAAGACCACAGUGGCACCGUUCAUACCGGCUGGAGUAAGUGAUGGACAGUGGCACACGGUGUGGCUUCAUUACUACAACAAGCCUAACAUUGGACGUACUGGACUCCCUCAUGGUCCUUCAGAGGAGAAAGUCGCUGUGGUUGCUGUGGAUGAUUGCGACGUGGCCAUGGCCGUGCGUUUUGGUGGUCAGAUCGGGAACUACUCUUGUGCAGCCCAGGGCACCCAGACAGGCCAGAAGAAGUCUCUGGACCUCACAGGUCCUUUGCUUCUGGGUGGAAUUCCUGACCUCCCUGAGGAUUUUCCAGUAAGAAACCGAGAUUUUGUGGGCUGCAUAAGGAACCUCACGAUUGACAGCAAAACUAUUGACAUGGCCAGCUUUAUUGCUAACAACGGCACUGCUGCAGGUUGUCUGGCAAAGAGUAAUUUCUGCAGCAGCAGUGUGUGUCACAAUGGAGGGUUGUGUGUGAACAAGUGGAACACAUACUCCUGUAAUUGCCCGCUAGGCUAUGGAGGAAAGAGCUGUGAACAUGUGAUGCGCUCACCGCUGCGUUUUGAUGGUCAUGCUCUGGUUUCAUGGAGCAACCCUGAUAUCACUAUAACGAUCCCGUGGUACAUCGGCCUGAUGUUUCGUACCCGUAAAAGUGCUGGCACUCUGCUUCAGGCCAGCGCUGGCGAGCUGUCUAAAUUCAGCUUACUGGUCAUUAACAUGCACAUGCGUUUCCAGGUGUUUGUGGGCGCACGGCGUGUGGCUCUGCUGGAUUUUCCACAGGUGCGGGUCAGUGAUGGUGAGUGGCAUCACAUCCUGGUGGAGCUGAAGAGCGGAAAAGAUGGGAAGGACAUUACGUACAUGGCCCUGGUCUCUCUGGACUACGGAAUGUUCCAGAGGACAGUGGAAAUUGGAAAUGAGUUGCCAGGACUGAAGCUAAAGAAUCUUUAUGUUGGAGGCCUAAUGAAAAAUAAUGGCUCUGUGCUAAAUGGCUUUAAUGGCUGCAUGCAGGGUGUACGAAUAGGAGAGACCUCCACGAACACAGGAAACAUUAACAUGCGUCAGGCUGUGAGGGUGCGUGUGAAGGAUGGAUGUGAUGUACCUGGCAGGUGUGUGUCCGCUGCGUGUCCCACAAACAGCCGUUGCAGAGACAACUGGGCCUCGCAUUCCUGUGUGUGUGAGCCAGGCUACUUUGGGAGAGACUGUGUGGAUGCUUGCUUGCUGAACCCAUGUGAACACACAUCCAGCUGUGUGCGCAAGCCUCUCAGCAAAAACGGGUAUACCUGUGAGUGUGGAAACAACUACUACGGCCAGUACUGCCAGCACAGAGGAAACCAGCCAUGUCCUCGAGGAUGGUGGGGUUACCCAAGCUGUGGUCCAUGCAACUGUGAUGUGAACAAAGGAUUUAAAAGAGACUGUAACAAGACAACGGGUGUGUGCAGCUGUAAGGAUAAUUACUACCAGCUACUAGGAAGUGACACCUGUUCCCCAUGUGAGUGUUUGCACCUGGGAUCUAACUCUCGUACCUGUGACCCUGUGACUGGGCAGUGUCCAUGUAAAAUUGGGGUGGUGGGACGUCAGUGUAACCGCUGUGACAACCCCUUUGCUGAGGUGACCUCCAGUGGCUGUGUGGUUGUGUAUGACAGUUGCCCUAAAGCAUUUGAAUCAGGAAUCUGGUGGCCCAGGACAAUGUUUGGUGGCCCUGCAGCAACAAACUGUCCCAAAGGUUCGAGUGGCACAGCUAUUCGCCACUGUAGUGAUAAAGAAGGUUGGCUUGCCCCAGAGCUCUUCAACUGCACCUCUCCGUCCUUCACCGAGCUCAGGAAGGAAAGUGAGGAGCUUUAUUAUAACUCCUCUAGACUGGAUGUAAAAAGGUCUGAAAGCCUGGCAGCCAGGUUGCGCAGUGCCACAAAGAGCACAAAGCGAAUGUAUGGGAGUGACGUGAAGACGGCAUUCCAGCUGAUGUGUAGCAUCCUACAGCGUGAAAGUCUACAGCAGGGGUUUGACCUGUCUGCCGCACAUCAUUCCACUUUUAAUGAGGACAUGGUAAGAGCAGGCAGUGCUAUCCUGGACCCAGUUAAUAAAGGUCCCUGGGAGCAGAUCCAGCACUCAGACGGAGGUUGUGCUGAUUUGUUGCAUUAUUUUGAGGAGUAUGCCAAUACCUUGGUCCAGAACAUGAGGAAGACCUAUCUGAAACCCUUUACUAUCAUCACAAACAACAUAAUUUUUGCAAUGGAUAUUCUGGAUUCCUCCUCUGUGAACCAGCUUGAGCUUCCUCGCUUUCAGAAGAUAAAGGAGAUCUAUUCUAAAGAGAUGGAGUCCUCUGUGAUUUUCCCAGACACAUUUAUAAGGCCAGCAGGAAGCCAAGAUAUUGCUACCACAGAAACCCCUCUACAAAGUGUUCCAGCCAAUCCUCAUGUUGGUCCUAAAGGAACAGAAGCUCCCCCUGUCAUUGGUCCUGGACCUUCAGCUAAAAAACGACGGCAAACUGAUAUGGCCGAGUCUCCAACUGUUGCAUUGGUGAUCAUCUACAGAUCGUUAGGCCAGCUUCUACCUCAGAACUACGACACGGACCGGCGCACUCUCAGACUACCCACACACCCAGUUAUUAACAGCCCUGUAGUGAGUGUGAUAGCACACCAGGAGGGAGAAAGCAGCUCUCCUUUACUAAACACACCAAUCACACUGAUGUUCAGACUGCUGGAGACACAGGAGAGGACUAAACCUGUGUGUGUCUUUUGGAACCACUCUAUUUCAAUGAGCCGCUCAGGCUCCUGGUCCUCUAAAGGCUGUGAAUUGGUCUUCAGAAACACAACACACAUCAGUUGCCAGUGUAACCACCUGACCAGCUUUGCUGUCCUCAUGGAUAUUUCCAAAAGAGAGCAUGGGGAUGUUCUGCCCCUGAAGGUGCUGACCUACACUACUGUCUCAUCCUCCUUGGUGACCCUCCUCCUUACCUUCCUCCUUCUGGCUAUUCUGCGUAAACUGCGCUCCAACCUGCACAGCAUCCACAAAAACCUGGUGGCAGCCAUCUUCCUCUCUGAGCUUAUCUUCCUCACUGGCAUCAAUCAGACUGACAGCCCAUUUGUGUGCACAGUGGUGGCCAUUCUGCUGCACUACUCCUAUAUGUGUACAUUUGCCUGGAUGUUUGUGGAGGGGCUGCACAUUUACCGUAUGCUGACAGAGAUGCGCAAUGUCAACCACGGCCAAAUGAGAUUUUACUACGCCAUUGGCUGGGGUUUUCCCGCCAUUAUCACAGGUUUGGCUGUGGGGCUGGAUCCUCAGGGUUAUGGGAAUCCAGACUUCUGCUGGCUUUCUGUUCAGGACACUCUCAUUUGGAGUAUAACAGGACCCAUCUCCUUUAUAGUGCUGAUAAACAUUAUAAUAUUUGUGCUGGCAGCAAAGGCUUCUUGUGGACAGAGAAGUCAAAGUGAGACAUCAGGAGCAAUUAGUUCUGCUCUUCGUAUGGCAGUCCUACUGCUGCUGCUCAUUAGUGCCACCUGGCUGCUUGGCCUAAUGGCUGUUAACAGUGACGUGCUCACCUUCCACUACCUGUUUGCCAUCCUCAGCUGCCUGCAGGGCAUUUGUAUAUUUUUCUUUCAUUGUAUACUCAACAAAGAUGUGAGGACAAACCUGAAGAGUGUCUUUGCUAGAAAGAAGGUACCAGUGGAUGAGUCCACUGCCACCCAUGCCAGUCUGCUCACUCGCUCUUUAAAUGGGAAUACAUACACAGAGGAUGGCUGUUUGUACCGCACACCGAUUGAUGAGUCCACAGUGUCCCUGGAGAAAUCAGCCAAAUCGGGCAAAAGCCAAGGGAGCAGCUACAUCUCCUACACACUCAGGGGUGAGCGAAAGUCCAGUACGACCCAGAGUAGCAGAAAAUCCCAAUUUGGUGGAGAGUCAUCUUUAAUCUUCAAAAAGAAGAAGAAAAAAGAAGACUCUGAUUCAGACAGUGAACUCUCGGUGGAUGAGCACAGCAGCUCAUAUGCUUCAUCUCACUCAUCUGAUAAUGAGGAAGAGAAGAAGAGAUCUAAGCCUAAGUGGAAUAAUGAGAGGAGUCUAGUUCACAGCACUCCGAUAGUUGAUGCUGUGGCAAAUCACAUGAAGCCUUGCUGGUCAGUAGAGCACCCUAUAACUAGUGAGGGGACUGGUAGUCCAGAUAAACUGCGGCUGCAGACCAAAGCCUGUAUGGAGCUCCAUCAGUCCAAUAAGUUCAGUCCAAAUGGGAAUGUUUCACCAAGCGAAGGUCCUCCCAGCCAGCCGAGCAGCACCCAGUUGCCCAGAAAAGGCAUUUUGAAGAACAAAAUCACAUGUCCUCCUCCAAUGACCGACAAGAAUCUGAAGAAUCGCAUACGGGAGAAACUGGGUGACUACAACUCCCCCACUAUUUUGUAUAAGAGUUCCUCAGUUGGGUCAAAUGAAGGCCUGCGCUGUGGCACUGACAGUGAUGGUAUCAUUAUUGAAGCCCCAGCUCUUUCACUCACCAACACACUGAACACAGUCACAAUGGAGCCCAGCACAAGUCCUGCCUUUGUGGUGGAAGACACGGACUCAGAUGCAAGCAAUGAAACCUCAAUCUGAAGCUGGAAUAUAGCUUUUUUUGGGGAAGGACAGCUCCCGGCUGCAGAUCAAUAUGCUCCUAUGGAGAUCAGUAUUGUUUUAGAACUUUAUUCUGCCUGCAAAAUAUUGAGAAAAAGGGAAGAGUGUGGAAACUUUUACUUUAAGCUGGAUCUGAGAGCUGAAGAUCCCAGCAUACCACUCUACAAUGCCAACCAGGAUAUGUUCAAAUAUUGGGAUGAAAUCUUUGGAGCCAUCAACAUACUUGAUGUUGCCCUGGUGUGCCAUACCUACACACUCAAUUUAAGACUGUACCAUCAAAAAAAACUCCUUUCACAGACAAAAUCAUUAUAAAAAUGUAAAUAAUAUGUACAGUAGGUUAUUUGCAUUUCUGCUGAAGUAUUUGCAGAAAUUGUAUAAAUGAUUGUAAUUUUGCCCUGUACGAAUCUGUCUAUAUUGAAUGUCCACUUUUUUGCUGUUUCAUUUUUUAUAUUAAUUUGGAUGUUGAAUAUUGUACAUACAUGACUGUGGACUGUUCCAGUGUUCAUUUUAGUUUUAGUCAAAGGAAGGAGUCUAACACUGGUUCAAACAUACUGUGCUGCUCUUAGGAACAAACAUUCGUUGUAUUGAAUGUUGUUUUUUUUACCUUUUGUUACGAUGCAUACCACACAGUGUUUCAAAGUUGAACAUGUAGAGCAUACCGUAAUGUUAAUGUUUUUUUUUAUUUGUUAAAUGUUACAGAAAUGUGCAGUUCUCUGAUUCAUUUUUGGCCUUUGCAAAACGUGAAGGAUAUAUGACUCCUUUUCCUUCAUCAUCUGCUUCAGGGAAUUUAAUCUUUUAGUUUUGGAUGUAAUGGCCAAAACCUAAAUGCAGAUCAGCUCAAGAUAAAGCCAGAUGACAGAGAGAAUGAUUUUGGUUAAAAUAUGGCCAGACAUAAAUAGUUAAUAGGUAAAUAUAUGUGAGCAGCAUGAUAUAAAGCCGUAAGACCUGCAACAUGUCUGCCAAGUCAAAAUGACUAAGGGAUGUCAGAAGGAUUGUUUUUAUGAAUUUAAAUCAAUCUAUAUGUGUUUCUAAAACCAGUCAGCUUACUUCUGCUUGCUUAGAGGCAGACACUGGAUAUAGAUGUGAAUAUUCACGUUUGCACUGAAAUCAUAGUCUGUAAAUAAACAUCAUGAAAGUUUUAUAUAAA
Silurus meridionalis is the source of this 10478-nucleotide messenger RNA. It is a transcript of the gene celsr1b, whose product is annotated as cadherin EGF LAG seven-pass G-type receptor 1b. Gene Ontology annotation, cellular component: plasma membrane. The record is from RefSeq and is a predicted model, not a curated record. The coding region runs from base 113 to 9313 and encodes 3066 amino acids. Gene Ontology annotation, molecular function: G protein-coupled receptor activity; calcium ion binding. The transcript is spliced from 35 exons. NCBI's taxonomy places the organism in Eukaryota, Metazoa, Chordata, Actinopteri, Siluriformes, Siluridae. Gene Ontology annotation, biological process: homophilic cell-cell adhesion; cell surface receptor signaling pathway; G protein-coupled receptor signaling pathway.